AUGGUAACACCAGAUAUUUGUCAAUUUGCUUUUCCAGCCAAGGCAUGCGAAGAUACAGAAUUCACCUGCGGAACGGGAGAAUGUAUCGCCAUCCAACAAAAAUGUGACGGGAACCAGGAUUGCCGCGAUGAUACCGACGAAACAGGAUGUCCCACAAGGUGUCGUGACGGUCAAUUCCAGUGUCGGAAUGGUCAGUGUAUUGACGCGAGUCUGCGCUGUAACAGGGAAUACAAUUGCCGUGACGGAACUGACGAAUUUGAGUGUCGACCCACAAGGUGUCGUGACAACGAGUUUCGGUGUCGUUCUGGGGAGUGCAUCGACUCUAGUAGGAAAUGCGACAGGCGCUCUGAUUGUCGUGACGGAAGUGAUGAACUCGAGUGCCCUGUCCAGUGUCGACCCAACCAGUUUAAGUGCGUUAGCGGAGAAUGCAUCGAUGCCAGGAGGAAAUGUGACAAGCGCCGCGACUGUGGCGAUGGAAGUGACGAGGCCGAUUGCGUGGAAGAGGUACCAAUCAGAAUCAAUGUUGCUCCACCCAGCCUCCGUAUCAGGGAGGGUCAACGCGCCAUGUUCAUCUGUCGCACGACGGGUAACCCUCCACCCAAGGUGCGUUGGAGCCGGAAUGGUCAGCAGUUGCCGCAGGGGGCAACUGACGUUGAUGGUGUCUUGACAAUUGGGGUGACAAGGGCAGCUGAUUCCGGUCAGUACACAUGCUCGGUGAUUGGAGUUGCUGAGGAUAUACGUGCGAGUGGACGCCUCAUGGUCGAUGUUUUUGGCCCAACGCUUGUCCCACCGACCGAUGGUCAGUGUCGUGCAGAUACAGACACAAGAUGUAAUAGCGGACAGUGCAUACCCAAAGAUUACCUCUGUGAUGGGGACUUUGAUUGCGCGGACAAAUCAGAUGAAGCCAAUUGCGUCGAUACAAUGCCGUGCGAACCCAAUGAACAUCGCUGCGAUUCUGGCAAGUGUAUUCAGUCUAUCUGGUGGUGCGAUGGGGACAAUGACUGUGGGGACAAUUCAGACGAAAACAUUUGCCCGACAUCUGCUCCUGGCGCCCCCUGUAAGAAGACUGAGUACCAGUGUCAGAGUCGUGACCAGUGUAUCCCGGCCAGUUACCAGUGUGACAGUGAAGUCGAUUGUCAGGACCAGUCAGAUGAAUUAGGAUGCGCUCCUCCUAUUGUCCUGAGGUCACCACCAGGAAAAGUUGAGGUUGAUCAGGGAGAAACUGUUGUCAUAUCCUGUGAGGCUAGAGGUACCCCGGUGCCACUGAUUGUCUGGCGGCUCAACUGGGGUCACAUCCCAGACCCCCCGCGCGUCUCUACCACCAGCGAGGGUGGUAUUGGUACCCUGACCAUCCGACAGAUCAGGGAGUCGGACCAAGGCGCAUAUACCUGUGAGGCCCUCAACAACAAGGGAAGCGUUUUUGCUCAACCUGAUGCAAUCGUAACAAUAAAGCCGCCAAGUGGACUUUGUCUUCCGCCCCUGUUCCACGCGGAGGCCAAGUCUGUCUCGGAGUGCCUCAACUGCUUCUGUUUUGGAGUGACUGACCAGUGUGUUAGUAGCAAGCUCAGGCGCUCACAGCUCUCCAUUGGCAGCCAAAUUGCCAUGAUCAACUACGCGAGCCAGCAGACUAUGGACCCCAACUACAUCCAAUUCAACCCUGGGACGAGGCAGUUCAGUGUGGCGGAUUAUGGCUCCAUUACUCGUGAUGGUACUUACUACUGGAAUCUUCCAAGGCAGUUCCUUGGCAACAAGCUAUCAAGUUAUGGUGGGAACCUCUACUACACGAUGUAUUACAUGAACAGGGGAGGCAGUCGGCAAGUAGGCGGUGCCGAGGUCAUCAUGAAGGGUAACGGCAUCACUGUCCAGUUCAACUCACCGUCACCGCAUAGCGCUGCUACGGAAUUCAGUCGGGUCAUUCCAUUGGUUGAGUCUGACUGGACCCUGCUUAGAGAUGCUCCCCUUAGGGGCGACCAGGGUCCUGCUAGAGGUGAUUCAUUCGGCCAGCCAGUCUCCAAAUAAAGCCGACUAAAUGAUGGUCUUGUAAAAUGUUAACUUUUGUAUUCUUAU
Messenger RNA from Lineus longissimus, 2067 nucleotides. Its product is annotated as basement membrane-specific heparan sulfate proteoglycan core protein-like. The record is from RefSeq and is a predicted model, not a curated record. Gene Ontology annotation, cellular component: plasma membrane. Lineage: Eukaryota; Metazoa; Nemertea; Pilidiophora; Heteronemertea; Lineidae. Bases 1 to 2019 code for a protein of 672 amino acids. Gene Ontology annotation, molecular function: protein binding. The transcript has 13 exons.